This is a messenger RNA of Aspergillus melleus, 444 nucleotides long. It is a transcript of the gene UBC4, whose product is annotated as putative ubiquitin conjugating enzyme (UbcD). Gene Ontology annotation, cellular component: nucleus. Gene Ontology annotation, biological process: protein polyubiquitination; ubiquitin-dependent protein catabolic process. Gene Ontology annotation, molecular function: ubiquitin conjugating enzyme activity. The coding region runs from base 1 to 444 and encodes 147 amino acids. NCBI's taxonomy places the organism in Eukaryota, Fungi, Ascomycota, Eurotiomycetes, Eurotiales, Aspergillaceae. The record is from RefSeq and is a predicted model, not a curated record. The transcript is spliced from 5 exons.
AUGGCUCUCAAGAGAAUCAACAAGGAACUCGCGGAUCUAGGCCGUGAUCCCCCCUCCUCCUGCUCUGCUGGUCCCGCAGGAGAGGAUCUGUUCCACUGGCAAGCGACGAUAAUGGGUCCUGGUGACUCCCCAUACUCCGGAGGUGUCUUCUUCCUGUCGAUCCACUUCCCUACCGACUACCCUUUCAAGCCCCCCAAGGUCAACUUCACCACUCGCAUCUACCACCCCAACAUCAACUCGAACGGCAGCAUCUGUCUGGACAUCCUCAGAGACCAAUGGAGCCCUGCUCUCACGAUCUCUAAAGUCCUGCUGUCGAUCUGCUCGAUGCUUACAGACCCCAACCCCGAUGACCCGUUGGUGCCCGAGAUCGCGCACGUCUACAAGACCGACCGCCCUCGGUAUGAGGCCACCGCCCGCGAAUGGACCCGCAAAUACGCUAUUUGA